UCGAGAGCUAGUAAUAUACGCCAUGGUCAUUACAUCAAAUAUGUGUUUGGAUUCUCGUUGGAGUGUUUUUUUUUCUGUACUGUCAUGUACAUUCAUCGUGAAAAUAGGAUACAUAAGGUAUUAUGUGUACCUCGUGUCUCAUCACAGUUUGUCGGGUUGAAAAAAAGAUACAUGGUGACGAUAGCUGCUUUCCUGGCAGAGAAAAACAACAUGUCACUUUUUGUUUGUCAAAAAACAUAGCCUACGGAAAUUACUCUAUUCGAAGAUUUUCAAAGACAGAACUUUCUCGGAGCUGCCACUUCCUCUGAAAAGGAAGAGGAAUGGGGACCCUCUCAGAUGAUGUCAGAAGACUUUUGGAAGAUUGUGAGUUGUUCGUGUCCAACAUUCUGCAUGAUGAAAACCUCAGUAGACAUGCCAGCGAGACUCGACAGAUACUCCUGAAGAACUUUCGUGUGAUCCACACCAGAAAUCCACAGGAAUUUCCUUUUAGAUCGGAGCCCAGACAUGAGGAUAGCUCCGAUGACAAUCACAGCUCCAGCCAGGGGCGCUCCGCUCACUCAGACGACCUCUCCGUGGCCUCCGACUACCAGGAGGAGGGAGCCCUGGAGUAUUUUAAGGAGAUCCCUAUGGUUGCUGCACAGGAGCUGAGUAACAUUCUUAAGCAGGGCUACCUGGAGAAGAAGAGGAGAGAUCACAGUUUCCUUCGACUGGAGUGGCAGAAACGAUGGUGUGUCCUGAACAACACCAUAUUCUACUACUUUGGGAGUGAGAAAGACAAGCAGCAGAAAGGCUCCUUCUACAUCAACGGCUACAGGGCAGAGUUGGUGCCCAACCUACGCAAGGACUCCAAGAAGAGCGCCUGCUUUGAGAUGACCGCCCCGGGGAGACGCUCUUUUCAGUUCACCGCCAGCAGCGCUCGUGAGGCCAGAGAGUGGGUGGACCAGAUCAACUUUGUUCUCAAAGAUCUUGCCUCAACCUUUAUCCCCUUUGACGAUGAUGAGGAAGAGGAGGAGGAAGAAGAGGAGGAGACUUACGACGACAUCGAGAGAAACACCCCUCCACCUCGCAUCACGCCUGUCUCCACCCCCACCGCAUCUCACGGCCUGCCCCCCCCACACGCCAUCACCCCCCACAGGCCACCAGAGGUCUGGAAGGGCCGGCUGGGGGCCCAGGGGGAAGGCAUGGUGCAGGAAGAGGAAGAUGAAGAGGAGGAGGAUAUUUACGAAGUGCUGCCAGAGGAUGACAUGUCAGACGGCGUAGAGGACGGGCCAGAUAGCACACCAAAAUCAGCAUGGUCUGAAUAUGCAAACUACUACCAAGGCUUAUGGGACUGUGAGGCUGACAAGCCAGAUGAGCUGGCUUUCCAGAGAGGAGACCUCAUCUACAUCCUUAGCAAGGAGUACAACAUCCAUGGCUGGUGGGUAGGAGAGAUGGGAGGCAACAUAGGCAUCGUGCCUAAAGAAUACCUUCAUCCAGCCUACAUCGUCUGAGCUCAUGCUUCUGCAGGGAUUACUCACUGCGGGGACUCCACACCGACUCACAACACUCUCCAAGAACGACAGACUGAGACCAUUUUCAUAAUUAAUAUAAUAAACCUGUUUUUUUAUUGUUUCUGGUAUUUUAAGAAAAUAUAAUAUAUGCAACAUGAA
Messenger RNA from Clupea harengus (Atlantic herring), 1649 nucleotides. It is a transcript of the gene skap1, whose product is annotated as src kinase associated phosphoprotein 1. The record is from RefSeq and is a predicted model, not a curated record. Lineage: Eukaryota; Metazoa; Chordata; Actinopteri; Clupeiformes; Clupeidae. Gene Ontology annotation, cellular component: cytoplasm; plasma membrane. Gene Ontology annotation, molecular function: protein binding.